This is a messenger RNA of Odobenus rosmarus divergens (Pacific walrus), 810 nucleotides long. RefSeq names its product BCL2-associated X protein (gene BAX). The coding region runs from base 65 to 643 and encodes 192 amino acids. The transcript has 6 exons. The record is from RefSeq and is a predicted model, not a curated record. Gene Ontology annotation, cellular component: mitochondrial outer membrane. Gene Ontology annotation, biological process: release of cytochrome c from mitochondria; positive regulation of apoptotic process; extrinsic apoptotic signaling pathway in absence of ligand. NCBI's taxonomy places the organism in Eukaryota, Metazoa, Chordata, Mammalia, Carnivora, Odobenidae. Gene Ontology annotation, molecular function: protein homodimerization activity; channel activity; protein heterodimerization activity.
GACCAGGGGCGUGCUGCGGCCGCCCGGGCGGACCCGGCGACAGGCGGCGGCGGGAGCGGCGGUGAUGGACGGGUCCGGGGAGCAACCCAGAGGCGGGGGGCCCACCAGCUCUGAGCAGAUCAUGAAGACAGGGGCCCUUUUGCUUCAGGGUUUCAUCCAAGAUCGAGCAGGGCGAAUGGGGGGAGAGACACCUGAGCUGGCCCUGGAGCAGGUGCCCCAGGAUGCAUCCACCAAGAAGCUGAGCGAGUGUCUCAAGCGCAUUGGAGAUGAACUGGACAGUAACAUGGAGUUACAGAGGAUGAUCGCAGCCGUGGACACAGACUCCCCCCGUGAGGUCUUUUUCCGAGUGGCAGCUGACAUGUUUUCCGAUGGCAACUUCAACUGGGGCCGGGUUGUUGCCCUCUUCUACUUUGCCAGCAAACUGGUGCUCAAGGCCCUGUGUACCAAGGUGCCCGAGCUGAUCAGGACCAUUAUGGGCUGGACACUGGACUUCCUUCGAGAGCGGCUGCUGGGCUGGAUCCAGGACCAGGGUGGUUGGGACGGCCUGCUCUCCUACUUUGGGACACCCACAUGGCAGACAGUGACCAUCUUCGUGGCUGGAGUGCUCACUGCAUCACUCACCAUCUGGAAAAAGAUGGGCUGAGGCCACCAGCUGCCUUGGACUGUGUCUUUUCUGCAUAAAUUAUGGCAUUUUUCCGGGAGGGGUGGGGAUUGGGGGUCAUGGGCAUUUUUCUUACUUUUGUAAUUAUUGGGGCGGGGGGGAACGGGGAGGAGUGGUCCAGGGGGGCAAUAAACCUCUUUCAGGCCACA